Thyridium curvatum is the source of this 984-nucleotide messenger RNA. RefSeq lists its product as uncharacterized. NCBI's taxonomy places the organism in Eukaryota, Fungi, Ascomycota, Sordariomycetes, Thyridiales, Thyridiaceae. The record is from RefSeq and is a predicted model, not a curated record. The transcript has 4 exons. Bases 1 to 984 code for a protein of 327 amino acids.
AUGGGAGUCACCAUCCUCGGAGCCACCGGCGAGACCGGCCGAUCGGUUGCAAACGCCUUACUCGAUGACUCCGAGCAGUUCGAGCUUACCGCCCUCAUCCAUCCCCCCUCCCUCGACAAGGAGGUAGCCACCCUCAAGUCUCGCGGGGUCCGCAUCGUCAGCAUCGACCUCGCCACCGCUCCGCACCGCGAGAUCGUCGACCUCCUGCGCGGCACAGACGUCGUCAUCUCCUGCGUCCUGGCGCACGUCAUGACAGAGCAGCUAGCCCUAACCACCGCGGCCAAGGAGGCCGGCGUGCAGCGCCUCGUCCCCAGCUUCUUCGGCCCCGUCAUGCCAGCCCGAGGCGUGCAGACCUUGCGUGAGCAGAAAGAGGACCUUCUCGACCACGUCAAGCGGCUGUGUUUGCCCUACACCGCCCUCGACAUCGGCUGGUGGUACCAGCUGAUCCUGCCGCACCUGCCCUCGGGCCGCAUCGACGGCUCCCUGGCCGUCCGGUCCGAGGCCAUGGUCGGCGACGGCCGGACGCCCCUGGCGCUGACCGACAUGCGUGACGUCGGGCGCUUCGUGGUGCCGGUCAUCGCGCCCGCGGACGCUGAACAAAAGCGUCUUUGCGCACGGCGAGGAGCGGACCCAGGAGCUUCUGGAGGAGGUCUCCGGGGAGGAAAUCCCUUGAAAAUACGUGAGUUUCUUGCCAUUCAUACAUCUGGCGAGGAGAUCAGCGCCACCAUCAACCAAGCCAAGGAGAAGAUGGCACAGGGCACAACCGACUUUGCUACGCAGCUGCAGCUGUUCGGCGGGCAGUACCAGUACUCGUGGGGUAUCCGGGGGGACAACACGCUCGAGCAUGCCAAAUAUUUGGGAUAUCUCGAUGCGAAGGAGCUGUACCCGGACCUCAAGCCGCGGAAGUUCAAAGACUAUGUCCAGGCCGUCGUGGAUGGGACCGCUCCCAAGGUCUGGGAGGCUAGCCAGGACUGGGGAAGCUGA